Molecule: messenger RNA, 3001 nt
Organism: Mus musculus (house mouse)
Lineage: Eukaryota; Metazoa; Chordata; Mammalia; Rodentia; Muridae
Gene: Gtf2a2
Product: general transcription factor II A, 2
Exons: 5
Coding region: 2396-2725 (109 amino acids)
Biological process (GO): positive regulation of transcription initiation by RNA polymerase II; RNA polymerase II preinitiation complex assembly; transcription by RNA polymerase II
Cellular component (GO): transcription factor TFIIA complex; nucleus; nucleoplasm
Molecular function (GO): RNA polymerase II general transcription initiation factor binding; protein homodimerization activity; protein heterodimerization activity
Source: RefSeq, a predicted model, not a curated record
GGCGGCGGGGCCGGGAGCGGGGAGGCCGCGGCGAGGCGGGCGGUACCGAGCGCUGUGCCCGCCGGAAGGCGACCCCAGACAGACGCAGCCGCGCGGGAGCAGCCGCCUUCCCGCUCUCCUCAGGCCGCGCUUAGGCGACCGGCGUCCCGCUCGGAUGCCGGGCACACACGGCGCCUGCGCUCCAGCUCUGCAGUGAGGAGGGGAUUCCGAAGUUCUGCAGUUGCCGCCACCUUUAAAGAUUGGAGAUGGCCGAGCCAGCUCGUUUCAGCAGACGUCGAAGUCGCUGUUAGCUCUUUUCCAAAUAAUGCUUAGAUGUCAAAUGGAGCGUGCCAUGGCUCCCCUGUCCUAUUUUAAAGUUUAUGUCUCUCUGACCUUUUUCUCCCCUUCUCCAUACACACGUACUGACUGGCGUUUACUUUGAACGAGCUAAAUGUUUUUGUUUGACACGCGUCGAGUAUCCGGUACUGUUCUCAGCCCGCAGGUUACAUCAAGUGAACAAAAAUAAAGAUCCAUGCCCUCGUGGACUUUACAUUUUAUGCGGAAAGUUAACAUAAGACCGUUAGGUAACUUGAUGGCAGACGGUGCUAUCAAAAAAUUUUAGCGAGAUGAAGGGUUUGGAGACGUUUCAUAAUGGAUGUUGGAGUUCCUAUGUGGUGGUCAGUUUAGGUGCAAUUGAAUGGAGCUAUUGGAGUUGUGUGUUAGCCAAAUUAAUAUCUGAGCAAGAACAUUACAGGCAGAAAGAACAGCCAUCGCAAAGGCAGUCCCACGCCUGUCAUCCUCAGGGCAGUUGAGAGUGCAAAGGGAGGUGGAAAAUAGAUCAAACCAAACAUAGAGGGUAGCCAGAUCGUCAGGCCUGAUAGAAGCUGAUGGAAAAUAUGUUCUAGCCCAUAUUUUUAAAAGAUAACCCCGCUGCAAAUUAUAAAGUGUGAGGGACAAGUGUAGAGUAAAGAAAAUUUGAACACCAUGAGUCAGUGGCCUGGCAUUAUAAAAUAAUCAUGGGGAUGUUGAGAAAUGAUUGGCUUCUGGAUUCAUUUUGAAAGUUGCCCUUCCAAGAUUUGCUAGGAAUUGGACCAUCUUUAUGGUUUAUAUGACUCUGAGGGCCCAUAGAAGAGUCCUCUGCAUUUGCUCUUAGCUGUAGGAGAAGUGUCUUAGCUAUUUGAUAAUUGUUUCGAUGUAGAGUAGAACAUCCUGAAUAUGGGUACAAAGAGAGAAGUGAGGGAAGGCUACAAGUUUCAAAGUCAUCAACACAUAGAUAGGAUUUAACACCAUAAGCUGAGAUGGACUAACUAACAGGGAAAGCAGGUAAUUCAGGAACUGGAAGUCAGAGCUGAGAAAGAACUGUCAAAGGAAACAGGAAAUACAGUAGUUCCAUGAGCUGGAACCGGAAAACAACAGAUCACAGAAUGUUCUGUUGGAUCAGUUGCUGACCAAGUGUAAUCUGAAGAUGGCAGGUCACUAGUUUUGCCAAAUCUCGUUAUACUCCUUCCUGUAGCUGAGCUCCUUAGGAUUCAGGAAGAUUUUUUUGUUUUGUUUUAUUGUUUUGGGUUUGGUGGUUGUUGUUGUUAUAUUUAUUUAUUUUUAUUUUAUGUGCAUUUGUGUUUUGCCUGCAUGUAUGUCUGUGUGAGGUGUCAGAUCCCCUGAAACUGAAGUUACAGAUGGUUUCUAACUGCCGUUUGGGUUCUUGGAAUCAAACCUGGGUCCUCUGGAAGAGCUGCCAGUGCUCUUAACUGUUGAGCCACCUCUCCAGCCUCACCAAGUCUUAUCUGAUAAUGAUUGUUUGAAUAGAUCUCCCCCUGUCCAUCUCUGGACUAUAAGUACUACAAGGUCAAUAAACAUGUGUUACGUCUGUAUUCCUCUAACCCUUUUCAGGUCCCAUAAGCUGGAUUUUCUGCCUUUCUUGCCAGAAGUGUUUCAAGGGCUUUUCAUUGCCUUCAGAUCUCUUGUGGGGCAAACUCAUCUUGUCCUCUGCUUUAGCCUCACCUGCCGCUCUUUCCUGCUAGAUUUCCACAAACCUUACACUUUGACACUUCUGUGGCUUUUCUUACCCUCCUCUCACCUUUACCCAUUCUAAAGUGGCUUUCCUUUGAAGACUGGGAAGCUUUUCUAAGCCAACUCAGUCCUUAAGCAGCCUUUAUCAUACAAUGAGUUAUUUCUUUUUGCACAAAAUUUAACCUUUUUAUGUGUCCAUUACCCUUUGUAGACAGAUUUUAGGACCUGUUCAUCUUUACCCAUUUUGUCUCUGUUUCCUGUCAUAGCACCAUUCUUUUGGCAAAAACUCUAAUGGAAUUUUAAGAAAACAGAAAAAUAAAGGUCCCAAGAGCAGAUAUCACGUCACUAUGUGAGAGCAGGACAUCAAUGCAAGCCUGAAGAAAAAGUAAUUGCUUCCUUUUAAGCCAUGGCCUAUCAGUUAUACAGAAAUACAACUUUGGGGAACAGUCUUCAAGAGAGCCUUGAUGAGCUCAUACAGUCUCAACAGAUCACCCCCCAGCUUGCGCUUCAAGUUCUACUUCAGUUUGAUAAAGCUAUAAAUUCAGCAUUGGCUCAGAGAGUCAGGAACAGAGUCAAUUUCAGGGGCUCUCUAAAUACAUACAGAUUCUGCGAUAAUGUUUGGACUUUUGUAUUGAAUGAUGUUGAAUUCAGAGAGGUGACAGAACUUAUUAAAGUGGAUAAAGUGAAAAUUGUAGCCUGUGAUGGUAAAAAUACUGGCUCGAAUACUACGGAAUGAGUAGAGAAAUGCAGCUUUUUUUAUGCCACCUUCUGUUAUUUUCAUCGCUUUUUGAAGAGAAACAUGGAAGAGACUUUUUUUUAUUUAUUCUCACGGUGCAGAAAUGACAACACUGUGCUAUAUCUACUACCCAGGGUCCCGCAGAGAGAAGCAUGCGACUCUGUUCUCGUAAUGACCUUUAGUACACAGCAUAAAGAAAUGUAACUUUUUUUUAAUGACAAAUCAAAAGUGGUUGCCUUCAUAAGAUUAUUCUUCAAUAAACUCGUUUUAAAACUU